Syngnathus acus (greater pipefish) is the source of this 3088-nucleotide messenger RNA. RefSeq names its product proline-rich transmembrane protein 4. The transcript is spliced from 3 exons. NCBI's taxonomy places the organism in Eukaryota, Metazoa, Chordata, Actinopteri, Syngnathiformes, Syngnathidae. Bases 151 to 2646 code for a protein of 831 amino acids. The record is from RefSeq and is a predicted model, not a curated record.
CGUGUGAGUGUGUAGAUACAAAAAAAGCGCACUACGCUGUGAGAGUGCAGUUAUGCAGCGAUCCGGUGUUGGAAGCAGCAGAGUGGAUUACGGAUGAGGGGGACAAAUUAUCAAUCCAAGAUGUGAUGUGGGAAUUUACAGAGCCUCACCAUGCUUUUUAAAUGGAAUCUUUACCUUCUAUUAUGGCUUCUCUCAUUUCAUGGCACGUUGCUAACGGGAGAACAUCCCAAGGGAUUCUCACGUAAAGCUUUUGAUUCUGGAAUUGAGGAAAACAUACUCGGACGUUCCUCAAAUCCAUCUGUGAGUUGGGACUACGGUCGGCAGGGAGCUCUCGGUGAAUAUAGUGAUCUCGAGGAGGCUUCGGAGACAACGCCAUCACAUCGAAGGGACGAGGAACCAGAGACUGUGAGUGCUGCAGAAGUUACCGCAUCAUUAGCUUCUUCAACAGAUGGCAUUAUCUUGAACGUUUUCCCAACCGAGGAACCCGCUCCAGAUCUUACAUCCGUCAAGCAGAAAGGCACUCCACAUGGCAGAUCGGGAAGGAAUGUUACAACAUCAAAAGCUGCCUUUGAAUAUGUGAUUCCAAUUAGAGGAGCUAACACAGAGACAGAAAGAGAUGGGGUCCAAGGUGCUGACGAUGACCAGCAACUCCCAAAGCCAAGUGGUCCUCUUCGGACAUCGGUCACAACAGCAAUCCCAACAUGGACUCCCAACAUGUACCAGGAUGAAUUUCCACCCAGUGACUCCCUGGAUCCCGGUCUGGAUCAUAGUCCUGCCCUUUUUGUUCCUCUGUACUCGGACUGGAACACCGCCCUCGCCACGUGGGGAUUUGCCUGGGAAGCUCACAUCUACGGUCUUGGGUCUGUCUUUACGGUGUUUGGCCUGAUCUCAGUGGUCUGCCUGUUGGGCCUGCCAUUCCGGUGUCCAUCUGGAAGCCACUACUUCACGCUGCUGCACUUGUUCCUCGGCGGAUUCGCAGGAAUUCAGGCUUUCGGCUUGCUCUAUGACGCUUACAGACAUCAAGACCGUCUUCCUCCUCUAAGCUCUCUGCUGCUCUCUCAGCUUCCAUUCCCUUGUCUGAUAUCUGCUUUCUCCCUUGCCUUCUUCCUUCUUUCUUUGCGCUCCCGCAAGCAUCCUGCCCUUUCACUGGCCAUUUCCCCCUCGCUGUCUGCCCUCCCCAAACCUUGCCUCCUGCUGUCUUUAUCCCUGGUGCACUUUGGUGUUUCCCUAGGCUGCAUUGGUAUUCUCCAGCUCUUUCACAGCAUCCCCGCUAUCGUCCUCCUCGUCCCUCAGGGCGUCUUUGUGUGCUUGGCACUCUUUCUCUCAAGCUCAUUUGUCAUCUUCUACUGUCUGGUACAAGUGGACACCAAACACAUCUACAGGCUGGAGGACAAUAGGGAAUGCGGCGGAUCUCCUGAGUUGACGCAUCCCCUCAGUUGCCCUUUUGCAAAAGUGGAAGACUGGGGGCGAGCAGCAGGUGCCGGAGUCUGGGCUUCCGUGUGUUUGUUAGGAUGCGGAGGCCUUCAACUCUAUGGAAUCUUACACGCUCUUGGUUUCGGCGGGGUGGAAAGCUACGGCUUCCUGCCCUGGCCCUGGUGGGGAUAUCAGAUCGGAUGCCGGCUGUGUGAGGCCGGAGUAUGUCUUGGUUUGUCUCUCAUCAGCACGCAUCCUCUGUUCUGUCAUAACAAGUCUUUCAAGGCUCAUCCCAGGCCGAGGUCUUGGUCUCGACUGUCCUGUAGCUCGCCCUCGCGUGGGAUGUCCUUGCCCUCUCCGGGGCAUGCAAAUUCAGCCGACAUACCACCGAAGAUGGUAGAGUGCGGUGUCACGACAAAGGGACAGUCGGAGGUUCUUCCGCUUGGUUUGAUGGUGGAUUCUUCCGCAAAUGGUCUUGCUUACAUCUCUUUACCAAACCAAUCCCAGACUACUUCACUACCGACACCUGCGAGUCCAGUGCACAAGCCAAAAAAUGUCAACUUUCAGCUAUCCUCUCUGAGUUUAGGGGCUGACUCUACUGCGGACCUACGACCUCCAUCUCCAAUAGAUUUGUCCCGCAGUAUCGACCAGGCUCUCUUCGGUGAAUCCCUAUUUUCUCAGAGUAUAUUUGGCUUGCCGAGACUCUUUCCUAGUUCCUCCAGCCAUUCAAUGGACUCUCCUGAACAAGGCACAUCGAAACAAGGGCCCGCCUCUGCGGACAGUUGUCUUUAUCGAACCUCUUCCUGUGGAGAGCUGGACCAGGAGAACAAUUGUAAACCUUCCCAAUCUCUCGGUAUACUGAAAUCUCACAACAAAGCACCAGUGUCAUCAGAGCAGCCUGAUUGGAAAGGAAGCAUUUCCGGUUCAACGCUGGCCUUGUGUAGCAACGCCAAGGAGACAAGAAAGCUACGCUCCAAUUCCUGGGCCAACAGAGGGCAAAGCGUGGCGCACAACAACCUCCCACGCGCCAUCCCUCACUUGUCUUACUACAGACGAUACCGAACCUUGAGCGCCACCUCUAGGGAUAGCCAGGGAUCUGGACGACUGGCGGGGACUAAACACCUUAGCGACAGCAAGCAGCUAGAAUGGGAUCUGGUUGUGCAGGCAGAGUUUGUCAAUGUUUGCAAGCAAAUUGACACUUUCAGCAUUUGCAGUGACACCAUUGAACUGUAGUUUUACAUAUAUAUAUAUAAAUUUAAUUCAUGAUUUUAUAAUUUAAUAUUUUCUCAAGGUGGUGGUGACAUUCACUGUGAAUGAUUCACAUGACAAAAUUAGGUACGCUUUUGCAAUCUAAUGAAAUACGAGAGCAACAAUUGUGUCUUUUUGUGGUAGCAAUGCUCUGUUUUGAUUGACACUGUCAGAGAAAUGUAUUGAUAUAUUUUUUUCUACAUAAAAUGAGCAAUAUCUUAGAACAAGAGUGUGCGAUCAGUGUCAUCUAUUUAAUCAAUGUGCACAUUCCAACAAUCAUUCACACACACGUACACUCACAAAACGGGCCCUUCCACGGCACAUACUGUUGAAUUUGCACCUAACUGUGCAAGUGAGAUGGUAAUAAAGGAAUGUACAAUGUCGAUUUUUCUCCAACAGUAAGCAAAAAAGAAAAAAACGUUUUCAA